AUGCCUCCCAGACUCAGCCUCAAAGGCUUUCUGCGUAGAGAUCUGCUUUCAAGACGCACGAGAGCACUCAUUCCCUACUACAAUGAUCACAACGCUAGUCGCACGCCCAACCUCAAACGCGAAUCGGUGCCGGAUCUCACUUCUCCCCCUCGAACUGGCACCCCACCAAACGAAGCUGACUCGAAGCCAGCUCGAGAGGUCGACAGCAUUUUUGGCGAGCCUAUCUACACCAAGGAGGAGGUUUUCAAAGAAAAGUUUGAGCAACUCCUUGCUUCCGAUCCUCAGCAAGAGCAAGUUGUCAGACCGCGCCGUCAUAAUCCCGAACUUGUCAAGUUGAUGGAUGAACUCAACGCUCUUGUCAAGCGAGAACUGGAGGCGAGCCCCGAGGAGAGGAAAUUGAUUCGAAACCAAAAGUUGGCUUUGACUAAGGAAAUUGGAAAGCUGGAGGCAAAGAUUGAGGAGAAGAGAGUCAAGAGGUGCAAAGGUACUCCAGUACCAUUAGAUGAAGAAGCAACAUUGCCAGAGCCAAUCAGUCCUGACGAGAAAAAGCAUAUUCAAGUGAUGCAAGAAAGAGCAUCCAAGGCGGUUUUGGGCUUAGAGAAGAAGCGAAAGCGGGAGGACGCGGAUGACCCUUACGAACUGGACGGAGAGGAUCGACUUCGCGCGGGAAUCAGCCUCAAUUCGCACAGGGAGAUACCACUCACAGGCCGUUGGUAUUCGAGGGUUCACGACUACUUCCCAGAGCCAGAGAAUGGAGUGGAUGGGGCAGGUGUUCUUGAGGACUUGACAGUUGAGGAGAGGCUCACGAUGCGGAGGGAGCUGGCUGAGUAUGGAGAGAAGUUGGCGAAGACGGCGAGGAUGUUCAAGGAAGAUGAGAGGAAGGCUGGGAAGGGUUGGUACGGAAAGUGAGGCUGAGAAGGCUGGGAUAGGAAUAGGGGCUAUGGUCACGUGUUUGGCAGCAGUGCAUCAUUAACUGGGUUGCUUUGACAUAUUCCGCAGAUGCAUGGAUUUAGCAAAUAGAAGCGAUGAGUAUCUUCUCCCAUCAUCUUAGAAUCGAAUGGUUGCGCUAGG
This is a messenger RNA of Hyaloscypha bicolor E, 1071 nucleotides long. RefSeq lists its product as uncharacterized. Bases 1 to 909 code for a protein of 302 amino acids. Lineage: Eukaryota; Fungi; Ascomycota; Leotiomycetes; Helotiales; Hyaloscyphaceae. The record is from RefSeq and is a predicted model, not a curated record. The transcript has 3 exons.